Messenger RNA from Cryptomeria japonica (Japanese cedar), 432 nucleotides. Its product is annotated as LOB domain-containing protein 30-like. Gene Ontology annotation, biological process: positive regulation of DNA-templated transcription; hormone-mediated signaling pathway. The transcript is spliced from 3 exons. The coding region runs from base 1 to 432 and encodes 143 amino acids. Lineage: Eukaryota; Viridiplantae; Streptophyta; Pinopsida; Cupressales; Cupressaceae. The record is from RefSeq and is a predicted model, not a curated record. Gene Ontology annotation, cellular component: nucleus.
AUGGCGGCAAGAGGAGGCGGAGCACCAUGCGGAGCUUGCAAGUUUCUGGGAAGAAAGUGUGUAGAAGGUUGCGUAUUUGCCCCUUACUUUCAAACUGAGGAAUUGGGUGCAGCUCAUUUUGCUGCAAUACAUAAGAUCUUUGGUACAAGUAACUUCUCUAAGUUGUUGCACAGCAUUCCAUCGGAUCAAGAGCGAUUUGAUGCGGUUGUAAGCAUAUCUUACGAAGCCCAGGCUCGCCUUCAAGAUCCUGUUUAUGGCUGUGUUUCACACAUCUCUGCUCUUCAACAACAGGUUGCACAUUUGCAAGGAGAGCUGGCUUUCAUCAGGGGGCGUAUGACAACAUUUUGUUUUCCCCCGAUGAAAAGGGUUCAUCUUUCCCCAAGUACCAGAACGACCACCAUUACGAUCCCCUCGUUCCAGCCCAGCAAAUGA